AUGUGUCAUUGUUUUGUGAUAGAGAGUAUUUAGUCUCUACGGUUAUAUAUACUUGAAUCUGAGUUUUGUGAGUAAGACAGAAAAAUUUAUGAACCAAUAGAAACGAUGAUCGAAGCAAAACUUGAAUAUUUGAUUGGUUAAAAGUGAAGAAAGUGUAAUACCCGAAAGUCUUACUCAGCUAACGCGUGAGAUUGAAUGUAACGCAUAAAGACAGUUGAAUUUGAUUCUCGAAGCCUACAGUCGCGUUGAUAGUUACGUCGUCAGUGCCGGUAUAAGUUCGUUAAAUUAUUUCUUUGUUAUUAAUAAGUAAUUUUUUCUAACAAAAAUGCCAAAAAAAACACAAAAAAAUGGGUUCUAUUAUUUUAUGUUGGAUUUUAAAAGAAGAGAGGAAAGAAAAGGAAUCAAAUUCAACGAUUUAAAAGAAGUUCAAAAUAAUCCUAAGUGUGAUCAAGAAUGGAAGGCAUUGUCAGUUGAAGAAAAACAAAAGUAUUAUGAUAAAGCAAAGAAAAAUAAAGCAGGUGCUGAAGAAACACGUGCAGGUCUUGAAAAAUCAGUAAGGUUGCUAGAAAAACAACAAAUUGACCAACGAACUUAUGAAAUGAGGAUGAAAUAUUACAUUGAUAAUACUAUCGAAGAAGCAUAUACUUUUAACCGACUUGAUCUUAUGUCAUUUUAUUUUAUACAUGUCAACUGGUAUUAUACUAAAAUAGAUGCUGACAAUGUUGUUGACUACAUUCCCGCAGAAUUCUCUGUAAUUGAAUUUUCUUUGAGUGAAGGUAUUAAAAGAUGUUAUCAUGAGAUCAUUAAAAUUGUAGUCGAGAGAGGAUACAGUAGGGAAGCUCUUGAACAUAGUGAAGCUACGCACAAAAUUCCUGCUCAUAAUCAAGGGGAAACAAGUGAUUAUAAAGAUUUAUAUAAUAAAUUUUUGGACUUUAUUUCUCAUGGAGAUAGAUCAAUGAAAAGAUUUCCACCUUUAUAUACAUCGAGAAAAAUGAAAACUGUUGUUCCUUGUCUUUUUGAGCGUAUGACAGCAGCUGCUGACGUUUCUAGAGUCACCUUUGAUUUAUUUUCUUUGGAAUAUUUAUUUGGCACAUUGAUGUUGUAUUUAAAUGAAGAAUUUCCAGAGUCAGGUAACCGUGUUCCUUUAGCAGAAGCAGAACUGGAGAAAGACGCUUUCGUUUGGACACCUAAUAUUGAAUGUACAUAUCAUAGUCAAGUUGCGGGAACUGGACCAUAUUGCAGUCAAUCUAUUGUAACUCAAUGGGUGUUCACAUUCUGUGAUUAUUGUUGUCCAUUAUUAAAGAUUGAAAUGAUUAACGGAAAACACUGUCCUUAUAAUAAUGAUGAUGAAUCACUGACGGCUAGUGUGCGUUCAAUGCGUAUAAAAGAAGAUAAAGUCAGCACACCUAAACCUAGUACUGAGGUUAGUGAAUUACCUCGUCAACAAGCUACUUUAGGGACUAGACAAGAGCUUAGGAUAGGACGUACUGUGACAAUUAUUAAUUAUGACCAUGGAGAAGAGAAUCCUUCAAGUACUGCUCCUUCGGCUAGUACAUCAGCGUCUAAUUCAAGGGAACAAAGACGACCACUUCGCCCUCCUACGACAUUCUCUGCAGUUCUCACCGAUUUUUGUUCGGAUUAAACGCCAAUACUUGAUGAUAAUAACUUUCCAGCAAUUGUUGCUCGUAAACCAUAGUCACGUUCGACACAAUAAAGUCACGUUAAUGAUCUACAGAAAAAAAAAAACUUCAGUUCGUAUUAUGGAACCAUUCAAUUCUUUAUUUUAGUCAUUAACAAUUGGAUUUUAAUUGAUAAUCAUUUAAAUACAAAAACUCAAAUCAAAACUUAGUCUAUAAGCAUAUCAUAGAAUUUAAUACGCAUUAUUUCCGGGCAUUCUCAUAUCUGAAAUGAAUUCAUUUUUAUAAUUUAUUUUCUUUAGCAUUACUUUUCUAUUAUAUCGAUUGCAUUGUAUAAAUUUAAGGAGACGAUGAUAUGAAAAUUUAUUAAUGUAUUAGGCCUACAUGCGUUAUAAAUUAUUUGCUAUAAAUAUUUGGUGUACAGCUUUAAUUUUAGAGAGAAAAUGAAAUGUGAAUCUGUUAUUAUACUUUAUUUCACAGAUACAACAUAUAAAUUUUUAUUAAAAUGAACAAAGAAGAUUAUAAACUUUAAGUUAAUAAAUAUGAU
Microplitis mediator is the source of this 2184-nucleotide messenger RNA. Its product is annotated as protein maelstrom homolog. The coding region runs from base 326 to 1642 and encodes 438 amino acids. Lineage: Eukaryota; Metazoa; Arthropoda; Insecta; Hymenoptera; Braconidae. Gene Ontology annotation, molecular function: sequence-specific DNA binding. The record is from RefSeq and is a predicted model, not a curated record. The transcript is spliced from 7 exons. Gene Ontology annotation, cellular component: nucleus; P granule. Gene Ontology annotation, biological process: regulation of miRNA-mediated gene silencing; male meiotic nuclear division; negative regulation of DNA-templated transcription.